UAAAGUUUCAUUCAACAGCAACCCAUUUUCUGGGCAGAAGAAAAAACUCCCACUAUCCAAUAUAAAAUAAACUGGUUCCCUGACCCCACUUUUUCUUCUCUUUCAUUAUCAUUAUACAUUAUAGAAUCAUGUCUGUUGUUGCCACACCUACUUCUGCUCCUGCUCAUGAAUCCAAAUACAAGUCAUUGCUCAAGCCCGUAAAAUUCUGGCAACGCAAUAGCAAGACGGCUGAAAAUCCCACUGACAGCAAUAUUGAUGAAGGGGCUAUCACCCAUGAUUAUACCAAAGAAAAGCCAGCCAUCGUUGUAACCUCGUCACCCACCUCCAAUAAGCGACUCUCGAAGCAUAUGCCGACCAUCGCUUUACGGGAAAGCGGAAAAGACGAAGUGUUCAAAUUGUCCACUGUCAAUGACUCGGGCGUAUAUCUGCCACCCUCUCCCUGUGAAGAUAGCAAGCGUGAUCAUUGGUUGGAAACGGAAGAAUCGGAAACGUUCGUCAUUCCCAGCCCGGAUUGCCUGACUACUCAUUACAACCACGGACAACACGAAUUUUUCACACCCUCGGUCGUUCGACUCACCAAGACCGAGACCGGUUCUGCCGCUUCUCUUGAGGAAGAUGAUAUUCCCUCCUUGCUGACCGACUCUUCCAUUCGUUCCAGUGGAAGUUUCGACGAACAACGCUAAUCCUUUGUGUAUAAACCUCUUCUCAUGUGUAAUUUCUACUUUUUUUCGUCCUCCCCUACUAAUUAAUUUUUCCCACCUCAUCCUCACCCUAUGGUGGUUGUCUCUUUCCCAUCUCUCAUUCGUUUGCAUCCACCUUUUUUUUGUGUAUAGUAAUAUAUGAUAUAUAUCCUACCUUUUACUUUUGAUUAAAAAUGUCUAAUUGUAUUAAGAAAA
Messenger RNA from Radiomyces spectabilis, 896 nucleotides. RefSeq lists its product as uncharacterized. NCBI's taxonomy places the organism in Eukaryota, Fungi, Mucoromycota, Mucoromycetes, Mucorales, Radiomycetaceae. Bases 129 to 683 code for a protein of 184 amino acids. The record is from RefSeq and is a predicted model, not a curated record. The transcript has a single exon.